This is a messenger RNA of Polychytrium aggregatum, 771 nucleotides long. RefSeq lists its product as uncharacterized. Lineage: Eukaryota; Fungi; Chytridiomycota; Chytridiomycetes; Polychytriales. The coding region runs from base 16 to 417 and encodes 133 amino acids. The transcript has a single exon. The record is from RefSeq and is a predicted model, not a curated record.
CCUUCAUCUCCCAACAUGCUCGCCCGCAACUUCCCCAUCGCCCUCCUCUGCGCUCUGGUCGUGCUCUUGGCCCGCACCGCUGUCGCUGUCGACCCUCGCGGCUGCCAGGACUGCCCGCUGGGCUACGUCUGCAUCGACAACAAGUGUGUGCUCGUCCCCGAAGGCGGCACCUCUUUGCUUUCCUCGGCAGUAACUGCGAAGACCCGCCCGGCCUCGUCGUCCUCCUCCUCCUCGAUUGCACCGAGCCUGACCUCGGCUCCAUCGAGCACUCCCACCGUCGUCUCUUCAACCUCCGUCGCCGCAAGUCCGUCGUCCAGCCCCAAGUCCUCCGCUUCAUCCCACAGCCAGUCCGUUGUCAAGGCUCUGGGUCUUUCUCUGGCUGUUGGGCUUGCUGGCCUCGUCCUUGGACUCUUUUAACUCAGAACGCCAUCCGAUUCUGGCCACGGACAGCUGCUCAGCUCGGCCUCGCUUGUCUUGGUUUAUCCCAGCCCUAUAUUCUUGCAGCCUGUCAUCCGCUCUGACGUCGACAGGGCAGACCGUGCCGAAGCAACAUUUAGCACGAUAUCAUCUGCUGACUGUGUGAACGGCAGGUCCCGCACGGACGAUGGUGUCAGAGAUUUUGACAGGGUCCUUGCUAUUGAUUGUGUCAGUGUCUAUGAUGUCGAGAGUGUUGCUGGUAUUGGCUUGGUGUGUGCCGUUCUCCCCAUCGCCAGCGAUUUCGCCAGUGAUUUUGUGAUUCUAUGAGACAAUAAACCCGUGCUAGCACCGCAA